Molecule: messenger RNA, 1417 nt
Organism: Ctenopharyngodon idella (grass carp)
Lineage: Eukaryota; Metazoa; Chordata; Actinopteri; Cypriniformes; Xenocyprididae
Product: polymeric immunoglobulin receptor-like
Exons: 3
Coding region: 415-1122 (235 amino acids)
Biological process (GO): T cell costimulation; immune response; positive regulation of T cell proliferation
Cellular component (GO): external side of plasma membrane
Source: RefSeq, a predicted model, not a curated record
CUUCUCUUCAUGUUUCUUCUGAAGGUUUGUGGCUUGUUUCAGUUCUGCUCUUUCCAGUCUCCAAACUCACUCAAUUAUUUCUGACACAAGGCCAACAAUGACCUGUAAAUAAACCUUACAGUAUAUAAACAUACAGCGGUCUAAAUUUUUAAAACUAUAUGUUUUUGAUUUAUGACUCAUUUGAUGCUUUAUUUAAAGAAUAUUUGACCCGCACCACCAAGAUAGUUCUGCUGUUUGAUUAUUUGAAAAGGCUGUGAAUAAGAAAAGAAAUGGAAGAACACAGAAAUAUGGAGAUGUAUCAUGAAACAGGAAGUUAGAGUUUCUGAAAAGUAAGAGCUAACAGGAACUUAAAAAAAAAAAAAAAAGAAAGUCCACACAAAAUAGAGUUGUGCCAUUAGUGAGUGAGAAGCAGUCAUGAAGGACCAUUUAUAUCUUUUCCUCUUUAUGAUUCAUUUUAGUACUGGCUGUAUUCUUUCAGAUGAGAAUCAGACAAAAGAAAUAUCAGGAUACACAGGUGGUUCAGUGGUGCUGCCCUGCUCCUGUGCUGAUCCUCAGUCUACAGCCAAGACAUUCACAUGGCAGUUUCAUAGUGGAAAACAAUGGAUUGAAGUAUUUGAGGAUAAGAAGUACAGAGGCAGACUUGUGCUGUUUAAUGAAAGUUCUCCACAAAAUCUGUCUCUUCUCAUUUCUGAACUCAGAAAGGAAGAUCAAGGGUACUAUAAGUGUAUGACUGAACGACAUUCUAUUACAUCCAUUCUGUUAAUAGUUAAGGGCUGUAAUUUGGUUCAGAACACAAAGCCGAAUGCGGUGACUGGAUAUGCAGGAGAGUCUGUGGUUCUGCCCUGCUCCUGCACUGAACUACUGGCUAAACCUGAACAGAUACAAUGGAUGUAUUUUGUAAAGAACACUUAUUUGGAAAUUUACCCAAAUGAAAAGAUUGAGAGCCACAAGAACAGAAUCAAACUGUUAAAUCAAACAACUCCAGGAAAUCUCUCUCUACACAUAUCAGCACUGACCGCAGAGGACCAAGGAAUCUAUUAUUGUUCUGUCUCGUCUCAAACAGUCUUCUACAGACUUCAUGUUGAACAUUUUCAACGGCUCUGUGCACGCACAUUGCCAUAACUAAAUGACAGCUAUCAACUUGCAAGACAUUUUGUAUACAAUGUAUGGACAGAAAAGAUCGAUUUUACCAUAUCAAUUGGAGCCCGAGUCUGACAAUGAAACGUCUGAAGUAGUCGAUCAACCAGAAACUGAUAUUAUUAGGACAUUGGCUGUUUAUUAGCACUUCUAAAGCAUAUAUUAAUGCUUCAUUCUGCAUGACCAUAUUCUUGAUCCUCCAUACCUAAACAUUACCACUUACAGGAACUACCUUACUUACCAUCAAAUAAGCAAUAAUAAGGAGUUUAUUGAGGCAAAA